AGAAAAUGGAAGACAUAGAUGGCAGCGGUGGCAUUAUGGCCACGAAGCACGGCGCGAGCUCGCGCCGACAAGACGCAACGGUGGCCAACAAGUAUGCUGCGUUCUUGCUCGCGGACCCCACGGUGGCUUACCUGCGCGCCCAGCCUGGUGCUUGUCUGACCAUCGACAACACACCGCUGACCCCCGACAUAUAUUCCAAGUUCGCCCUCUACCUGCAAAGCGUCGCGGGUGCAAAGGUCAGCCGAGGCACCUCCAUGAUCUACUUGAGCUCGAUUCGCCGCCAGUCGCUAACGAUCCACCCCUCGGCGACCCUCCUCGUCGAUGCCUGGGCGACGGAAGCGCGUCUAUUGACCCACAAGGCGUAUCACGCUUCAAGCCUGGCCACCGGCACGAAGCUCAAAAACUCGGCUCCUCCGAUGAGUCUUGCUGACUUGAGCCAUAUAUGCUUGACGCUCUGGUCGGAGAACGACGCGCCGGGCUUCGUCAACAGCUCACGUGACCGGUCUCUGAUCUCCAUGCAAUGGAGCGCAAUUGGCCGCAGCUCCGACAUGGGAGGUUUACGCUACGACCAGCUUUUGUGGAACGACGAUUGCCUCGUCGUCUCGCUCGAUCGCCAAAAGACGGCAGAGUGCCAGUCCAUUUCCGUCGUCCAUGCCGCCCUUCAGUGGACGCUCGACCCUCUGCACGCUCUUGCAUGCCAGUUUGCAUCGCGACCACACGACACGAGUUUCCACAUCUUCUCGCAACUCGGCCAUGAGAACGAUGGUUCUAACCAUUACUCGGCGCACAUCAACCGGGUGCUGAAGCGGCUUGGCGGCAAGGAU
Molecule: messenger RNA, 824 nt
Organism: Saprolegnia diclina VS20
Lineage: Eukaryota; Oomycota; Saprolegniomycetes; Saprolegniales; Saprolegniaceae
Exons: 1
Biological process (GO): DNA integration; DNA recombination
Molecular function (GO): DNA binding
Source: RefSeq, a predicted model, not a curated record